Molecule: messenger RNA, 2960 nt
Organism: Belonocnema kinseyi
Lineage: Eukaryota; Metazoa; Arthropoda; Insecta; Hymenoptera; Cynipidae
Product: transmembrane and coiled-coil domain-containing protein 4-like
Exons: 8
Coding region: 297-1964 (555 amino acids)
Source: RefSeq, a predicted model, not a curated record
CCCCCGUCCGAUCCAUAUGACAUUUGAUCCAUCCAAAAUUCAUGUAAAAUGCUGAUUUCGGCUGUAGACAAUUAACAAUUAUAACUCCAUCUUAUCCACUAAAUUGUCGAUAAAUGGAUUAUAACUGAAUUAUAUUUUCUGCAAUGUGAAAUGACUGGUUUAAAGGAAGAAAUCAAAGAGGAAGAAGUGCUGAAGUAUACACACAUAGUCACUGGUUAUCAGCAAUAAUGCAAUAAUAACUCGCAAUAAAUGCGAAAAAAAUCAUUUGUCUGUUUUUGCAAGAAUUAAACAUCACAAUGGAGAGAACGAAAACAAGUCGUGUUGUCCACAGACUUGAACUUUCGGAAACUGGAAUUUAUGCUUACGCAGCAAUUUACUCGAUAACUUUAGCAGAACUGUUUCCGAAUGAAUGGAAUAAGGAUUUUAAUCGACGUUAUUUGGAAUUAUUAUGUCAUAGCAUAGGAGUAAAUAAAAAGAUGAAGCCUGUAAUGUUUGCACUAGCAGAGGGACACAGUAAUCAAACACAGGAAAAUUAUGUUGAACUUUUAAUACAGGAUCCGUUAGUGAAGGGGAAACUGAUUAUUAUUGUUCAAAAUUUGGUUAUGAUUGGUGUGCAAGAAGGGGAGUACGAUGCGAGACAAAGAGUUCUUGUGAGAAGAAUAUCAGAGCUACUAAAAGUUCCCUUUGGCUUGGUUGAACUCUAUGAACAUUCUUUGAUAGAAUUACUGAACCACGAUAUCGGAGUUAUUUCAGAAUCCGAGCAAGGUGAGGUAAAUCGAAGGGAUAAAAUUCGAAAAAUAAAGAGAUACGCUUCCGUCGGAAUUGCGACAAUCGCUGGAGGAACUUUGGUGGGAUUAACUGGAGGACUCGCUGCUCCUUUCAUAGGAGCUGGCCUUGGUGCCAUCCUUGGAAGUGCAAGUGCAGCUGCUAUAAGCACCACUGUUGGAGUCGCGAUUAUCGGGUCUCUUUUUGGAGUCGCUGGAGCUGGCCUCACAGGAUACAAAAUGAAUAAACGAGUCGGAGAAGUCGAGGAAUUCAGCUUUGUGCCUUUAAAUGAAAAACUGAUGACUGAAGAGCUCCAUGUCGCGAUUGCUGUUACGGGUUGGUUAACAGACGAAAAAGAAGACAAUGUCGUCAGGCCUUGGAAUUCACUGGACAUUACUCGGGAGCAAUAUGCAGUGCAAUAUGAAACUAAAUAUUUAUUGGAACUCGGCCAGGCUUUAGAUUACAUUCUCAGCAUGGCAGUUUCAGUGGCCACGCAAGAAGCUCUGAAAUAUACAGUUUUAUCAAGCUUGAUGGCAGCUGUGACCUGGCCAGCAGCAUUGCUUUCAAUAUCUUCGGUGAUAGACAAUCCUUGGUCCGUUUGCUGUCGAAGAAGUUCAGAAGUUGGAAAAGAACUAGCGAAUGUUUUAAGAACAAGACAACAUGGGAAAAGACCCGUAACUCUCGUUGGAUUCAGUCUUGGCGCUCGUGUGAUUUUUUAUUGCUUGAGGGACUUAGCAGAAGUUGGGGGAGCAGAAGGUAUUGUUCAGGACGCUAUAAUGUUGGGAGCUCCUGUUACGAGCAGCAAAUCUCAGUGGGAAAAAUACUCCAGGGUUGUUGCUGGGAAAAUCAUCAAUGGAUAUUGCAGAGCCGAUUGGUUGUUAAAAUUCCUAUAUCGUACUCUGUCAAUGACGACCAGAGUUGCAGGAUUAUUACCGGUGGAAUGCGAGCGAAUAAAGAAUGUCGAUUUGAGUUCGAUUGUUACUGGACACAGAGAAUAUUCCGAAAAAUUAACCGAGCUUCUGCAAUUUGUUGGCGUGAGAACAAAGGAUAGUCUUGUAAUGGAUCUGAUGAAGAAAUCUGCUUCGGCAAUGUCUUCCAUAGAAUGUUCAACACCUGCAGUGGCUGAGAGUAAGAUGAAGCUUUCGAAAUCUGACACGUGUCUGCCUAAAGUUAGGUCGAAAGUGCCGGAUAGGAGUUGAGAUGGUCCACUUAAAUUUAAAAUAGUUUAAAUAACCAGGACAUGGAACCAAAUUAUCAAAAAACAUCACUUCCACCAAUUUUUAAUCAAUAUAUAGUUUUUUCACAUUUUAAAAUAUUAAGUAUAAAGCACAAGAAAGGGAUCUCUGUAUAGACUGAAAAUGGUACACCUGUGGCUCUAAUUUACAAUUUAGUUUCCUAUCUCCAUAGGAGAAAUUAUCAAGAGCUUUCGAAACGAAUUGCAAUUUUGCUAUGCUUGCAUAAAAGGGUGGUUAAAAAAUUCAUUGGUAUUUCUUAUUGUUGAAUUUUCAUUUAUAUCGCCCCCAAAUUCGUUCGAAUCCACGAAAAAAAGAGUGUACCACGUAUUUACGAUAAGAAAAAUAGACGUUUUUUUCUAAUUUUAUUUAGAAUCUUCCAUAUUAUACGAAUCAAGAAUUACUUUUUAAAUUUCACCCUCAUAAGUCUGUUUUAUAGGGUCCCAAAUACCUCAUAAUUGCAAAAUUGGGUUUUUAAAAUUCUUUUCUCAAAUUAUGAUUUUUUCCAUUUUUUAAUACAAUUUAUUACUAUUACAUAAAAUAGUAUUUUUUACUGAUAAUUAGAUGUUUACCGAAUAAUUUAUUACUGUUUUUAACAAUUUCCUCUUGGAAUAGAGUUACAAAGUUGCGGUACUUUUCUGAAUUUUUCCACUUAUUUUUAACCUUUCUUUUAGAGCAAGGCAAUAAUCAAUUAUAUUGAACAGAAAUAAUGGUUUAAACCAUUUAUUAUUAUUUAUAACGAUAUUCUGUUAGAAUAGUGCUAGAAAGUUGUAGUUCUUCUAAAAUUUCCGACUUCUUGUCCACGUUUCAAUUAGAGUGAGGUAAUAAUUUAUGAAAGUUAAUAAAAAUAAUUGUUUAAACAAUUUAUAUUUUUCAUAAUAAUAUUAUCUUUCAAUAAUCGUAGAUAGUUGUGGUUUUUUUUCUGAAAUUUGCAUUUUGGUGUCCACUUUUCACUUAGUGAGG